AUGGAUAUGGAAAUAGAUAUGGAGGAUAAUAUUCUAGCAGAUUUUUUGUUUGGGGGCGACGAAAAUAUACCUAAAGUUGUGAAUGCAGUUGCAAAUGUAGCGGAUGCGGCUGAAAAUGUUCCACAAAUGCGACGACGAGUUGUUCGGAAUGAAAAUUAUUUCGAACACACAAUCCCACGCUAUUCGGAUAUCCAAUUUAGAGAGCAUUUCCGGAUGUCCAGAGCUACUUUCCAGAUACUCUUGAAUUGCGUUGGACAUAUCCACCAAUUGGAAGAUCGUAUAAUUCCAUUGGAAAAGAAAUUAAUGUUCACAAUUUUUUUGCUCAGCAAACCAGAGAGUUUUUUGGCUGCUGGAGAUAGGUUUGGUUUGCCGAAGAGCUCCGGUUACAAAAUUUUUAGACAAAUAAUUAUGGAAUUAGGACGCCUGACUCCACAAUUUAUCAGAUGGCCAAAUAUGCAAAGUCUUUUACAAACUGCAAAUGUGUUUGAAGCGCGUUCCCGAGGAAUCACUGGUGUAGUUGGUGCUAUCGAUGGCUGUCAUAUAGCCAUAAGACAGCCGAUAAGGAAUCCUAUCGAUUUCUAUAAUAAUAAUAAUAUAUAA
This is a messenger RNA of Diabrotica virgifera virgifera (western corn rootworm), 600 nucleotides long. RefSeq lists its product as uncharacterized. The transcript is spliced from 3 exons. The record is from RefSeq and is a predicted model, not a curated record. Lineage: Eukaryota; Metazoa; Arthropoda; Insecta; Coleoptera; Chrysomelidae. Bases 1 to 600 code for a protein of 199 amino acids.